Molecule: messenger RNA, 1711 nt
Organism: Mesocricetus auratus (golden hamster)
Lineage: Eukaryota; Metazoa; Chordata; Mammalia; Rodentia; Cricetidae
Gene: Sf3a2
Product: splicing factor 3a subunit 2
Exons: 9
Coding region: 270-1601 (443 amino acids)
Biological process (GO): spliceosomal complex assembly
Cellular component (GO): nucleus; catalytic step 2 spliceosome; U2 snRNP
Molecular function (GO): zinc ion binding; nucleic acid binding
Source: RefSeq, a predicted model, not a curated record
GUCCUGGGCCUCGAGCGGCUUCGGCGCUCCUUGAUGGCCGCAGAGCUCCUCGCUGGCCCUGGCGCCCGCCCACCUGGGCAGGGCGUUUGCUGGGAUUGAAAGAUAACGGGUUUCCACCCUGGGGCCGGGCCGCGCCUGCCUUCCCUGCCGUCGGCCGUCUCCUGGGCGUCCGCCCUCGCUUCCCGAGCCCGUCCCGGCGCUGGCAGAACCUUGUUUCAGACGGUGUCGCCGCACAGGUUUCUAGUUCCUGAAGUCCCCAGGCCUUCACCAUGGACUUCCAGCACAGACCUGGAGGCAAGACUGGGAGUGGGGGCGUGGCCUCCUCCUCUGAGAGCAACCGGGACCGCAGGGAGCGCCUGCGGCAGCUGGCCCUAGAAACCAUUGACAUCAACAAGGACCCAUAUUUCAUGAAGAACCAUCUGGGAUCGUACGAAUGCAAGCUCUGCCUGACGCUGCAUAACAAUGAGGGGAGCUACCUGGCUCACACCCAAGGGAAGAAACAUCAGACCAACUUAGCUCGGCGAGCUGCCAAGGAGGCCAAGGAAGCCCCCGCACAGCCAGCCCCCGAGAAGGUCAAGGUGGAGGUGAAGAAGUUUGUGAAGAUCGGCCGCCCUGGCUACAAAGUGACUAAGCAGAGGGACACAGAGAUGGGCCAGCAGAGCCUGCUGUUCCAGAUUGACUACCCUGAGAUUGCCGAGGGCAUCAUGCCCCGCCACCGCUUCAUGUCUGCCUACGAGCAGAGGAUCGAGCCCCCAGAUCGCCGCUGGCAGUACCUCCUCAUGGCUGCUGAGCCCUACGAGACCAUUGCCUUCAAGGUGCCAAGCCGGGAGAUUGACAAGGCUGAGGGCAAGUUCUGGACCCACUGGAACCGAGAGACCAAGCAGUUUUUUCUACAGUUCCACUUUAAAAUGGAAAAGCCACCGGCCCCACCCAGUCUCCCAGCCGGACCCCCAGGCGUCAAGCGGCCCCCACCCCCACUCAUGAACGGCCUGCCUCCUCGACCACCGCUGCCAGAUGCCUUGCCCCCACCUCCCCCUGGUGGCCUGCCUCUGCCCCCUAUGCCCCCCACAGGGCCUACUCCCUCUGGGCCCCCUGGACCUCCCCAGAUGCCUCCACCAGCGCCUGGGGUCCAUCCACCCACCCCGGUAGUCCACCCACCCACAUCUGGAGUCCAUCCUCCAGCCCCUGGGGUGCACCCCCCAGCACCUGUGGUCCACCCCCCAACAUCCGGGGUCCAUCCCCCAGCUCCGGGUGUGCACCCGCCAGCCCCUGGGGUGCACCCAGCAGCUCCAGGGGUGCACCCUCCCCCAUCAGCUGGAGUACAUCCUCAGGCUCCAGGGGUGCACCCGCCUGCUCCUGCAGUUCACCCUCAGGCCCCUGGGGUGCACCCCCCAGCCCCUGGUAUCCACCCUCAGGCUCCUGGGGUGCACCCCCAGCCGCCUCCUGGGGUCCACCCUGCGACCCCUGUGGUCCACCCUCAGCCUCCAGGGGUUCACCCCUCAAAUCCUGGGGUGCACCCAGCUCCUAUGCCCCCCAUGCUAAGGCCCCCACUCCCCUCAGAUGGCCCUGGGAACAUGCCUCCCCCUCCCCCAGGCAACUGAGCAGUGACCCCAGCAUCCUUUGCUGCCUGUGUGUGGCCUUCCCCGUGGCCAGUCCUUGGAAAGUUUUCUAUUUUGUCCUGUCCCGAGCCCAUUAAACAGCCUCCCCCGUG